This is a messenger RNA of Salvelinus sp. IW2-2015, 951 nucleotides long. The record is from RefSeq and is a predicted model, not a curated record. Lineage: Eukaryota; Metazoa; Chordata; Actinopteri; Salmoniformes; Salmonidae.
AACCUUCUCUCGCUCUCUCUCCUCCAGGCUGGCAAGAAGGACAAGAGUGAUGCUCUGAACACCGCCAUCGACAGGAUGACCAAGAAGACUAGGGACCUUCGCAGACAGCUGCGUAAGGCGGUCAUGGAUCACGUCUCGGAUUCGUUCCUGGAGACCAACGUUCCUCUGCUGGUUCUGAUCGAAGCGGCGAAGAACGGGAACGAGAAGGAGGUGAAGGAAUACGCCCAGGUGUUCCGCGAGCACGCCAACAAGCUCAUCGAGGUGGCCAACCUGGCCUGCUCCAUCUCUAAUAAUGAAGAGGGAGUCAAGCUGGUUCGUAUGGCUGCAUCCCAGCUGGAGACACUCUGCCCCCAGGUCUGGAUCAGGAUUGUCAUCGUCUAUCCAUGGCGGGCUCUGCAGAUGAAGUACGUUCGCGGGUGCCGCGACAUGACGCUCACCCUGGAUCUCUCCCUUAGACCCCCGCCGCCUCGCUCUCGCCUGCUCACACGCCGCGCCCGUGUUCGCUGUCUGGACAAGCAUCGACACUUCCUCUGUGUGUCUGAGAACCACAUUCUGGAGGAUGUCAACAAGUGUGUGAUAGCGCUGCAGGAGAAGGAUGUGGACGGGUUGGAUCGUACGGCCGGCGCCAUCCGUGGCCGCGCUGCCAGGGUGGUCCAUGUGGUCACAUGUGAGAUGGACAACUAUGAGCCUGGAGUCUACACAGAGAAGGUUCUCGAGGCCACCAAGCUACUCACUAACACAGUCAUGCCCAGGUUCACAGAGCAGGUGGAGGCAGCGGUAGAGGCUCUGAGUGCCAACCCCACCCUCCCCGUUGACGAGAACGAGUUCAUCGACGCCUCUCGUCUGGUCUACGAUGGAGUCCGCGACAUCCGUAAGGCCGUGCUGAUGAUCAGGGUGAGUGUACACACUAGACACUACGUAGUGCACUAUAUUUAAUGAGUCCUAACUCUC